UGAAAUAUGCAUGACAGUACAAUAAAUUAGCAUAUUGCUCCGGUAGGUGGCAGUGAACGUUCCCAGGUAGCCCGUGUGAGGGAGCGCAACCCACAUCCAGAUAAGAGCUCUCCCAUGCUGCUUAGCGUAAAGCCAGCGCAGCGUGUGUGGUUGUGAGCCGAGCUCUCUGUCAGUGCGUGUGAGCGUGUCAGAGUUGGAGAAGGGAAAGUGCCUGACGCUCCGAACAACCCAGGAGCUGUCUCGGAGCUGGGGAAACGCUCGGUCGCUAGCCACGGAAAGCCCAGAAUCCGGACGCGCACACAAGAAACCGACGGAUCUUGUCAGGAAAAGUGGAACGAAAUCUUCUUUUCGGACUUUUGAGCAAUGCGCUGGCAGCAUGGCCAAAUGGUUCAAGGAACACCUAGGAUUCAAAACCACCAAAGCACCACCUCCGGCUCCUCCAAAACCGGACUACAGACACUGCCACGCCACAGUGCCCGGUACGCCUGGCUACCUUCAAACGAGCUCCGGUGCCUCGACGCACUAUCCGAGCCCCGCGCAACCGGACAUUCUCGCUGCCUACAAACUACAGAAGGAACGGGACUUCGAGGACCCGUACACUGGAGGCGGAAAUCUUGCGUUUCAAACUGGUUCGAGCUCUAUAGGGUCGCCGGACAUAAAGUACGUGUCACCGAAACACCGACUCAUAAAGGUGGAAACGGUAGAAAAAAACAACUGCUCCCCGGUCAGCAGCGUUACGGCAGCCCCAGCAGGGAACGUCACUAUCGGCAGCGUUAAAUCCCCCACCUCCCCUCCUCCAGCACAUGACGGCAAGCAAGAUAAGGUCAUGAUCGUGGAGGACUAUGCAGACCCAUUCGACGUGGAACAGGGGGGAGGGACUCAGACCGUCGUCACGGCAGCGGAGAAUGUGACAUCGAAUGACGGCUACAUGGAACCCUACGAGGCCCAGAAAAUGAUGGCAGAGAUCCGGGGCAGCCGCGGGGCAAAGGAAGGCUCCAUGAGACAACUGCCCCUCUACGACACGCCCUACGAGCCGACGGAGAACGGGGGCGACACGGAUCCGGAGCCGCCCCGCUGCCCCCGGGAGAGCCGCCUGCCCCAGGACGACGAGAGACCCCCGGAGGAGUACGACCAGCCCUGGGAGUGGAAGAAGGAGCGCAUCUCCAAAGCCUUUGCAGCUCUGCUGUGUUAUGGCUGCGUUAGCGCCGAGGGCUCAGUAGGAGGCAGAGGAGCAGAACCCCCCCCCAGGACUAAGGACCCCCAACCUAAAGCCCCCAAAGAGAUUAAAGUGAUUAAAGACCUGCCCUGGCCCCCCCCAGUGGGGCAGCUGGACACUAGCCCCCCCCUGGCCGAGGCUGUCGAGCACCCACCCCCCUCCCAGUGCACCCAGCCCCCGCCUGGCGGACAACUUCCCUGUGAGCAGCUUCAUCAUGUCCAGUUUGACAGCGUGGAGAAGUGCCGCAUGUCUCCCACUAAGGAGGCCAAGACUCGGCCCCCGCAGCGCCACUCCAGCGGCUGCCUGGUCAACACCAAGAUGAGCUCCCUGGACCACAACCACUCCUCCAUGGGGGAGCGCAUCGACCCCACCAUGCCUCUGGAGAGCCAGUUCUGGUACCACGGAGCGAUCAGUCGGACCGACGCUGAGGCUCUACUGAGGCUGUGUAAAGAGGCCAGCUACCUGGUGAGGAACAGCGAGACGAGCAAGAACGACUUCUCCCUCUCCCUCAAGAGCAGUCAGGGCUUCAUGCAUAUGAAGCUGUCUCGGACCAAAGACAACAAGUACGUCUUGGGCCAAAACAGCGGCCCGUUCGAUAGUGUGCCCGAGAUCAUCCACUUCUACUCCAGCCGCAAGCUGCCAAUCAAGGGGGCCGAGCACAUGUCCCUGCUGUACCCCGUGGCCAUUAGAACACUAUAGUGACACUUCACUCCACUUCACGCCAUGACUUCUUCUGUGCUUCUGGGUCCUAAAGAGUCCAGUGUUUCUGGGGAGGUGAGAGUCGGACUGAUGAUCUUUACCCUGCGUUAAGCCAACGUACUCUACCUGGACUAAGGUUAUUUUCGAAGGCCAGACUGGACUGGGAUCAGAAGAGUCCAAAGAGCAAUAGAACCAUCACAUGCUCAUGGGGGGUGGGGGGGUGGGGGGGGUUGGAGAAGAGCACCCCCCACACCCACCCUCCCACACCUGAUUUGAAAAAACUUUCUGUGUCAUUCUUAUUGCCAGUUUUUUUUUUUCCUACACCUUUAAACUUCUAGUUCUCUGUGUCUCUCUCUCAUCUGCUCACAUCAUUCCUUUCUGCCAUAUGCAAUCAGUGGUCCCAGAUGUCUGUCAACUGAAUUCUUAUCUUCUGUUACUCUUUUCUAAAUGUCAUUCGUUCCUGUAAUCAGCCUCAACAAAGCAGCUCAGAUUUCCCAUCAAAGCGCUAAACGUUUCAUCACACACACACACUCACACACACACACACACACACACACCUGUUCAGACACAUUCUACACACACCUGUCUGCACUUUCUCUCCUUCAGGCUGGUGUCUUUUUAGCUGGUGUCUGGGCUCUCGUUCAGCUCUCCUGUCCUGGGAGAUUUUGUGUGUGCGUGUGUGUGUGUGUUGGGGGGAGAUUAGCAGGAGCAGUUGGCAGCUUUGAGUUUCACAGGAGCCUGCAAGCAGUCGUUUACUCUCUCAGCAACCGUAAUCAGAGUAUAUGUAAUCUGACAUAGAUCACACGGUUAUGCCUUGAGCGAUGCAGAACUAGGCAUUUGAUAGUAGGGCUGCUUUAAUCAAUUCAUAUGUCUGGUUAUGAUGAGCUGGUUGUAAGCAUACACAACGUUGAAAAUAUAUUUGGGCUUGUUGUUAAUACACAGCUAUCCAUCCCUGAUUUCCCCGAUGACAUCUAGCAGUUGGUGUCAGAGUAUUUGUAUUCAGGUCCUCAAUUUUGGAGCUAGCUGAAUUGGCUAUUGUUUGGUUCAUUGUAGAGUGUAUUGCUUAUAGUGAUUUGACAUCAGAGUAGUUUGAAUGAGACCCAUUGGUUUUGAAAAUGUUUCAGUGUUGCCUUUGUUGGCGGUGGAAAGGUGGGUAUGUGCGGAGCCGUCUGGCUAAGAUGUUAAUGGUAAAGUAAGUGGGGUUGUAUUGACAGACAUUGAUGAAGCUGGUUCUAUUUCUUGGCCACGUAGAGAAAGAAAGGUCCUUUUUGUGUUCAAGGAAUGAACAUCCCCUUCUCACCCCAUCCCAACGGCAUAGAGGGGUCAUGAAUGGAGAGAGUUAAAUAUACCUGCAUUGUCUACCUCAGAGAGAGAAAAAUCCAUUUUACUCACCCAUCUGCAGAUCGAUUGGUACAACGGGAAUUCAGCUCACCACCGUCUCCAGCUUCCAUUAGAUUCCUUCUUCUUUCUGUCUUUCCAACCAUCUCCAUAUUUUCCAUCUUUUACACAGAACUUCAACCUCGCUUUAUUUUUGACGUUUGUUGUUUUUCUUUCAGAGAGACAUUUUGAAACCUCAAUUGUGUGCAUAGUCACUCUUUAAUGUUGUGUGAUGCCAGUAUGAAACAUUUGGUUUAUGCCUUAUAAUAUUGCAUGGGUAAAGAAACAAAAAGAAAAAAGAGAAAUCAGUCCAAUGUGUCCGCUGGUUUUGCAGAGCUCUGCUUUUGUUUUUUCUAAUGAUUGUCCUGUGACUGUAAUUUAUUCUGGGGUAUUGAACACUGGCCAAGUCUCUCUCCUGCCACAGGGAGCUCAGACCUGCCUGCUGCCCAUCACUUGUCUGUGCCAAUGUGUGUGUGCGUGUGUGUGUGUGUGUGUGUGUGUUUGUGUGUGUAUGCAUAUGUGUGGACAGAGUCUCUUGGUCUCACUUUCCGUGGUGCUUUGCGUUGUUGAUUUUUAUUUAAUUUAUUUUGUUUUGUCAUUUUAUGAUCUGUUUUUUUCUCCUGCUUGAUCUGUACUGUGCAGAUAUGUUCUUUAAGAUGGCUUUCGGCCAGAGUGACAGGCUGCUUAUGUACUUAAUGUUAUGGUGAGGACCAUCCAGAGAGGACCCCCCCCCCCCCCCCCCCCAACCUCACCAGAAACCCCAAUCACCCCACCCUUUCCCCCCUAAUCCCUCACAAUCAGCCUCCUGCUGAUGCCAGAAUCAUGUUUGCCUAGUGAUGUUGCUUUUUCUUUUUUUCUUUUCUUUUUAAAACAUCUGUUGUCCAACACGCUUUAAAUCUGCAGCCUGAUUGUGGUACAGCCCUUUGAGAUUGUAGUCCUGGCAUUGUUUGAUUUGUCCGCACGUGUCCAUAUGAGUUCCAUAUGGGGACUAUGUCCAUAUGAGUACCAGUCCAGUAGGGGACAGACUGUAACCAGACUGAAGGGGACAGACAGUUCACCAUGGUUACUGCUGUUUCUCUACACCCUCCCCCCCCCCACACACACACACAACAACACACACACACAUAUUUGUCCAGUCCCUUGGUUACUGGGCCCAACCCCAACGACUGUUUCAAGACCCUAUGGGAAGUUACGGAACUAUUGUUUAAUGCUGUUGAACGUAUAGUUAAGGUACAAAAGUGAAAUGAAUCGAGGCGCUGCCAAUCAAUCUGGUCUCAAAUUAGCCCCUCCCCUGUCACAGAGGCCUGAGAAAGUAGGAGUCAGAAGAGUAGUUCCAGGAAGUGAAAGUGCAUUGAUAAGUUGUAGCAGCAAAGAGAGGCGGGGCAGAUUAAGUGCCACCUCUAGGUAUAGGUUGAUGAGGCUGUCCAUCAAAGGAAAUGGAAAGCCUUAAGCUUUAACAAGGGAAAAAGAAUGUUGCUUAGUGAAAUGACUGUUGUAAGACAAAGGGUGCUAUAAUUUUGUAACAAAUUAGACAUAUAAGUGUGUGUGUGUGUGUGUGUGUGUGUGUGUGUGUUUGUUUGGCGUGUGUGUGUGCGUUUGAGUGAGUGAGUGAGAGAGAGAGAGACAGACAUAUAUAGAUAUGCCUGAAAUGAAAACAAAAGUAAACAAAAGAAAAGCCCUUGAGUACAGAGGUGAGAUGAGGAGACUGUGUUUGAUGGGAGUGUUGUUGCCCUCCUCCCUCCCCCUAGUGCUCCAAACCGCUGUGGCUCCUGGAGUGGAGGCCUCAGCUGGGCCUUGUGUACGAUGAACUGCCCAGCCUCCUGAGAGAGAAGAUAGAGGGAGGAAAGAAAGAAAGAGGAGGAGGGAGGAAGAGAGAGCGUAAAAGAGGAUGAGCAAUGGAGCUGGAGGCUUUGUCACUGUCAGCUUCAACCCCACAGAGGACUGGCCACUGCACUUCUACCCUUGUCCUUUGAGAAGUGCCCUCUGCACACCCACCUGUGUGUGUGUGUGUGUGUGUGUGUGUGUGUCUGUGUGUGUGUGUGUGUGUGUGUGUGUGUGUGUGUACACUGCUGUCAGCUAUUGCCUCACUCUGGUCUCCCGGGCUACUCUGUUUGGCUGAGUGGUCUUUGAGUAUGACUGUUAGUGUGUGUGUGUGUGUGUGUGCAUUUGUGUACAUUUUCCUCCAGUGUAUGCACUAAUAUAUAUGUACAGUCCCUAUUUCCGCCAAAUGUAUAUACUGAAUGUAUUGUAUGGGGAUGUGGAGGCUUCAAGGUAAAAAAAAUAAAGUAGAGUUUAUGAGUCCA
This is a messenger RNA of Clupea harengus (Atlantic herring), 5595 nucleotides long. It is a transcript of the gene shf, whose product is annotated as Src homology 2 domain containing F. Gene Ontology annotation, molecular function: phosphotyrosine residue binding. NCBI's taxonomy places the organism in Eukaryota, Metazoa, Chordata, Actinopteri, Clupeiformes, Clupeidae. The record is from RefSeq and is a predicted model, not a curated record.